ACCGCGCGAACACGUUCGGGGAAGCCGGGCGUUAUCUCGGGGGCACGGGGUGCCGGGCCGCUCCGCGCCGGGCAGUCCGGAGGCCCUCGGCAGUUGCGCGGGGCAUGAAGUGCCGCGGCGCGCGCGAGGCGGCGCUGCACACCUCGGGGGUCGUCCAGAUCGCCGCGGAGGAACACACGAAUGGGACAUGGCCGACAACUACCGUUGGCUGAGGUACGCGCUCGCUGGCUUGGCGGCCGUCAUGCUGGUGUACCUGGUGCUAGUGGCCAACAGCGGGGCGAACCUCGCCAAGCCGGAGCCCGGCAUGCGACGGUUCCUUCAGCUGCAGGAGGAGGCGACCAGCUCCGCGCAGGACGCUAGCGUCGCCAACGUCUCGUCGACCGCGACCACGGCAGCGACCACGACCACGACGCCCAAGGUCGCCGUCGACAACACCUCCAUGAGGUACAUGCACCGGCCCGGGUACGUCGUCGAGAACGCCGGUCUGUGCCGCGGCAACGGCAGCCAGCUGCGGGUGCUGAUCCUGGUGACGUCGGCCCCCGACCACGGGCGCCACCGCAUGGCCAUCAGGUUCACGUGGGGCCACUUCUCCCUGCGCAAGGACGUCGCCGUGGGCUUCUUCCUGGGCGCCGUGGAGGGCGACGACGCGAGGCAGAAGGCCGUGCUGGAGGAGGCCGACUUGUACGGCGACGUGGUGCAGUCGCGCAACGCGGACGGCUACCGGCGGCUGCCGCUCAAGACGCUGUCCCUGCUGCAGUGGGUGGACGCGCACUGCGCCGGCGCGCGCUUCGUGCUCAAGACCGACGAUGACAUGUUCAUCAACGUGGAGGAGCUGCUGCGCUUCGUGCGCGACCACGCGGACGCGCGCGACACCAUCUUCGGGCUGCUGGCGCGCGGCUGGAAGCCCAUCCGCUCGCCGGACAACAAGUACCACGUGACGCUGGAGCAGUUCCCCGAGCCCGUGCUGCCCGACUUCACGACGGGGCCGGCCUACCUGCUGACGGGGGACCUGGUGCGCCGCAUGCACGAGGCGGCGCUGCGCCGGCGCUUCGUGCCGCUGGAGGACGUGCUGUUCACGGGGCUGGUGGCGGGCGACGUGGGCGCGCGCCGGGUCCACAGCCCGCUGUUCCACUCCGUGGGGCUCGGCCGCUCCCGCGCCGACGAGUGCAAGCGCCGGGCCAGCAUCAGCGUCCACGACGUGCCGUACGAGCAGCAGUUCGCGCUGUGGGGCCAGCUGCUGGACGGCAAGCACGCGUGCUGACCGCUCCCGGCCUUCGCUCUCACCUCCCACGCCGUUAUUGCUUACACACGUCAUUUUGCGAGAGGCUGCACGUCAUGCACUGUCUCGUAAACAAGGAUUUUAGUUUCUCUUAUUUGCAGCUACUACUACACAGAGAUACUAAAUUCAUGACUUUGAGAAUCAACUACGAAAAAAUUAUGAAACCUUAUCUUAUGAUUAAAAAAAGCUUACAUUUCAAAAUACAAAAUAACGGUAUGAAAUGUAUCGAAAAACUUUAAAUGAAUACUUCGGGUCGCCAGUUGUGUAGUAUGAUCACAUUUGCUUCGUGUGUGAUGACAUUUCCUACGGCCUCUAAAAAUAAUACGCAGCGCAAUCACUUGGCAGUUACGAAAGUUUUUUUUUAUAACCUUCUAAGAAGUUUCCACUCGAACAUUAUCGAAAAGCCCACCGCUUCAUAACACGUGAUUCAAAGUGCUUUCGCGCUAACAUUGACAUUAAGUAAUCAGUUAUUUUUUAUAACACUAAACUACAGCUCUAAAAGCCGUCAAACUGGCAGCACGUUUAGCCUGUAAAUAUAACAGUACGCCUGAACUAAAAACGUUUUAAUUUUCGUUAAUGUGUUGUGUGUCAAGGAUCGGUGUGACAAAGACAUAAUGCAUAGUUUCACCUGAUCAAAACGUUAGUAGGUACAAGUAAUCGAGUUAGUUUUAAUAAGUGGCUGAGGGUAAUUUUCAAAACUCAGAAGCAAAAAAAAAAGUGUUGUGACGUCAGCAAUGUGAUUACGGGUAUUGUUCCACAUCUACUGACUUAUUUAUCAACGUCUCCGGUGAAAUGAGUGUCGGAGGAGCAGCUGCAGCAUGCGUUGUUUUUAAAAUACCAAAAUACCAGUAACAGCAAGAGAGGGGGGGGGGAGGGGGGUAGUCGCGGUCAGCGCGGGUGGUAAGCGAGUCGUGGGUUCGAGACCCGCUCUUUCAUGCGUGAAGUGGGGAUCAGAUCGUAAGUUGAUUACCGCUUUGUACUCCACAAUUAUGUCGGAAAGUUCAUAUUCUCUAAAACAAAUACAAUAAUUAAACAACGAAGAUUAAAGCAGCCCCUUCCCUUCUAACAUUUCUAAACAUUACCUACUCUGGUUUCAAUGUCAUAUCAUGUGCGUAUGCUUUUUCGUAGUGCAAUUACAUUUAUUUGCUUUUGAACAAAAUUGGCUUACACAGGCCUACGUGGAAUCUUCUUACUGUUACUCCUCAAAGUUCUGUAUCCACUGCUGAUAACACAAUCCGGAUUGUGUUUGUUCGGUUAAUAUUAGUUAUAAUGAUAGAAUUAACCAAUCGUCGGCUCUGCAUAACCAUCGAGAAUUAUUGCCGUGAUUACAAACUGCUGUUGGAAAAAAAAAUUACGAUGGAUGUAACGUUUGGCAUAUUAAAAUGUUCAAGAAAGAAUAAAGUUUAAACUGAGCUUAGUACACAUCUAUAUGAGACGGUAGUCAAUAUACUACCACGUCAUUUUAAUCGUGCUCACAGCAAUUACAUUAAUUACAUUUGCAACCGCUGCAGCGUAUUUUUCUUUAAGCUGCCGGAUCUUCGUUAUCUUCUCAGUUUACAUAUUGUUUUUAACGUAUCCCUAGAGAACAAGUGUAAAGUUUUAGUGUGGCCGUGAGCCCUACAACGCCGCAUACUUGUAGGUGGGGGGAAGAGAGAGAGAGAGAUUUUUCUCGUAGAUGCAAACAUCACCCCUUCCGUUGCACUGCAACAACCAAUUUCGGUUCGGCAUAAUUCGAUAUGCUAUUGGAUUGCCCACAUCCUGCCCCGCGCCACCUCGCAUUGCCUGACAGUGUCCCGGCAAGUCCCUCCAUCAUCAACUCGUGUCUUCCAUUUCACACUUCCAUCAAACGCGUACCCCGCCAGCCGCAAGCAUCUGCAACCACCCACGAUAGACUCAAUCCCCAGGGACACACAGACUCCUCGAAGUCACCGCCCGCCACCAACGAGCAGAAGAAACUUGACCUGGAGGUGAAAGCGGCCAACCCGCGGCCCGGGACUCUGGGCGAAGCCCCCCGGUUCGUUGCCAGCACAGGGCAUCUUGACCAGGGAGGGGAGGGGCUCGCAUUGGGCGUGAUGAUACAGUCAGUCCGCGACACACGUGUCGUCAACAUGAGCGACUGAUCCGAGCCGGCCACCACCUCGCACUGUGAACUGGGUAGAACUCUCAGCACCACUCCCGCUCUCCGCCCCAGCUAUCGCUAGCCAUCACUGGCUGUCACUGUCUGUCACUGUCUGUCACUCUCUGUCAAUGGCUAUCUCGACCUGCGCGACCUCGUGUUCGGCCACGCCGCAGGGACUUCCUCCUUAGGAGUGUCUUCACUAACUGCAAACCUGUGCCAUCGGUGAUUUUGUGGUGUUUGUACUUGUUUGCGGCAUUUUUAAACAAAUCAACUUACGUUUCUAUUAAAUUAAUUAAAUAAUUGUGAUUUUUUUUUCAGUAAUAAUAGGACCGAAAGAUUUGUACAUAACUGUAUGUAUGGAUGGACUCAAGAUAAUGGACUCAAAUUAUCUCCAUGAGAUAUUAUUCACACCAACACUAUUGUUCACAAAGAAAUAUAAUGUACCUCCAUGGUGUUUACUCAAAUUAUUGCAUUUUGAGGUGGUAGUUCCUAAAGAAAGGGGGCGAUCUUGUUCGACCGUAAGUGGUAAAUCACACCCCACUCCUGACUUUAUUUUCUUAUAAACUUGAAAUAAACAAGUUUUAAAAAUAUUGAGCCAAAAUGGUUGUAAAAAAUAUGUUGGUGUACUUGUCUGUAAGUUUACUGGAUUAUUUAUUUAAAAAAUAUAGCUGUUGCGUGAA
Molecule: messenger RNA, 4078 nt
Organism: Bacillus rossius redtenbacheri
Lineage: Eukaryota; Metazoa; Arthropoda; Insecta; Phasmatodea; Bacillidae
Product: beta-1,3-galactosyltransferase 5-like
Exons: 2
Coding region: 188-1261 (357 amino acids)
Cellular component (GO): Golgi membrane
Molecular function (GO): hexosyltransferase activity
Source: RefSeq, a predicted model, not a curated record